CGGGGGAUUCGAGUUCGAGGAGGAAUAUAGGUGGAUAUAGGUUAUGUACGUUCCAGGCAGGUCCUAGUCUUUUCCAGUUUACCGAUAAAAAUUGUAUUCUCCGUCCAAGAGAGACGCGAGACAAUGUGAUGGUGAAUCCACGGUGUCGUUACGACUCGCAGGAUGGUUUGCCCCGUCCGCGCCCGGUAACCGCCCGGUAAACAUCCGUUUUCCGGCUGACCGGAGGAGAGGUUAGCUCUCCGUUCCGUCCAGCCGAUCGGGACCGAAAAUGGCUGUGGAGUUUUUAAUAAAUCGGCUCAAGGCCCUGCUCGUGCUAAUUGUUGGAGCAUUUAAGCGUGCGAUGUGCUGCCUCCGACGUCGAAGGCGAUCGUCCUGCGACUCCGUGCCUUUGUCCACGGUUGGCGUGGUGCCGAACGUUUUAACUAGCUCGACGGAAUUGGAGCAAUGGGACAAGUGGGAAGAAAAUCCAGUUGUCGUUAUACCAGACAAACCAGUUAAUACUGUACAAGCAAAGAUAGAGCAGUAUCGACAACAAGUUAUUAAGCCUCCUGAAUCACCCACUGAGGAACAGCUUAACUUUUUUGAGGAUAUGACUCCAAGAAUCACUAGGCAGGCGAAAAUUCUAAUAAAGGACAAGCAUGCGGAUGGCUCGUCACAUAACGCUGCAAAAUUUACGGCCAUGGAUCCCAUUCCGACUAAUGAAUUAACAGAAUGGGAAGAAAACGCCGCCGGUUGGGAAGUAGACGCCAUGGACGACUUCAAUGACCCUACCAAAGUGUUGCGAGAGCAGAGGAGAAGAGAACGGGAGCAACGAUUAAUGGAGCAACAGCAGAAAAGACUGGAACGUAGUACGAAACCCUUGCAACCUUUGGGUGCAAAACUCUGUUCCUGAUGCGAGACCACAAGCAUGUGGCGAUUAAUAUCAAAAUACACAAUAAUGUACAACUUAACGAGAUACGUGCCGAAUAUUUUUAAUAUAGAAAUUGGCAUGUUAACUCUAUUAUUCGACAACUUUCAUCUGUCACGUGUCAAUUUUACUACUUUCUCGCUUUUUUAUGACUUAUGUUCGUUAAGAGUCUAAAAAUAUAUAAAAAUUUCUCCAGACCUUGCAUUUUCAAGAAACUGAUUUAAUAUUUUUAUUCUAUAUUUUAUAAAUUGUAUAAAUGUUUUUAAUCUUCCGAAAGGGCACUAGGGAGUUUAUCGUGAGAGAAAAUGCAAUACAUUUACUUUACAGUGAUAAAGUUACAUUAAUGCAUUAUAUUUCUAUUAUCUUAACUUAAAAGAUUGAUAUGUUUUGUUAUGCCGUCUUAUUGGAGCGUAUAAAUGUGCUCGCGGACAUUUCUCAGUAUUUAAAUGUUCACACGUCGAUUUAUCUAUAUUUUGUAAAUGUAAAACGAAAGAACAUGUAUAAAUUACAACGUCGAUAUGACGAUCUAUUCUAAAAAAUAGUAGUAUUUGUAAACAUUCCAUGAAUUUUGUACAGUCAUGAGUGUGAUGUGUCUGAGCUUCUACGUAAGUGGAAUAGUCGUUUUGUAAGUUUAUAAUAAGUCGAUAUACUUUAAUCAACUGAAAAAUGUGCCGUUUUACAAUUUUUUUUGUGAUAUUUGUGAAAUCUGUAAACUUCGCGAAUCUUAUUGAAAGCAAAAUCUUGGAGACUGGGAAAUGAGAGACAUUGAUACGACGCUUCGAUUUGUUACAUUCUUUCCUUUUUGUUAUUCAUUUGUUACACGAAUGCCGAAAAAACGAUAUGGAGCAUGAAUUUUAAAGUGUUUCGUAAUAAAAAAAAGAAUUUGUUAACGUUUGAA
Monomorium pharaonis (pharaoh ant) is the source of this 1805-nucleotide messenger RNA. RefSeq names its product receptor-binding cancer antigen expressed on SiSo cells. Gene Ontology annotation, cellular component: secretory granule. Bases 269 to 892 code for a protein of 207 amino acids. The transcript has 4 exons. The record is from RefSeq and is a predicted model, not a curated record. NCBI's taxonomy places the organism in Eukaryota, Metazoa, Arthropoda, Insecta, Hymenoptera, Formicidae.